Molecule: messenger RNA, 1191 nt
Organism: Python bivittatus (Burmese python)
Lineage: Eukaryota; Metazoa; Chordata; Lepidosauria; Squamata; Pythonidae
Source: RefSeq, a predicted model, not a curated record
CUCCAUCGGGGCCCUCCAGCGGAUCCCCCAGAGAGGUCCUAGGCUGAGCCUGGGUUUACUCAGUUGCCCCAAACGUCCUGGUUCCUUUCCAUCUUGCGCAGCCCCAGCCUGCAACGCUGGGAGUUCCUGCUACUCUCUCAUCCAAGUGUUAAACAGCUUCCCAGCCUGACAAGGCCUUAGUCCCCGCUCUGGUGAGGUCUUCAUCUCAGCUCUCCUGACAGCUUGCCCUUCGGUUGUAAUGGUUGAACGGAAAACCCAUUUUGACUCCUGAGCUACCGAACACUGGGGGCCCCCAGACCAGCUCUGCUUACCUGCAGCGGAGGCCAGGUGUGUGAGGAAAGUGGCACUUGAGUGACAUUGCAAAUAGUGGAUGUUCAAGGCCAGUUCAAGACAGUUUCUGCCUGAGUUGAAGCCAAGAAGACACCUUCUGCUCCUCCUGCUGCAUUGGGAACCUAUCAGAGCGGCCACUGAAUCUUCUCUUGGUGGGAUAGGACAUCAUUGGCUGCUGUGCCAGAAGCAGAAGGUGGGAGGCAGAGCUUGGUCUUCAGCCUUGGCUACCGCUUUGCCCCGCUCCUCCAGAUCAGUUGCGCAAAUUGGAAUCAAGAUGACCACAGCCGCUCCAACGUCUGAAUAUGCCCUGACUUGGACGAAUGUGACCACAAAGUCUCGAGAGCAAAUCCUUUAUCAGAGUUCUGGAGCAAUUGUUGCCGCUAUUGUAGUAGGCGUCAUAGUAAUAUUUACAACAGUUCUGCUCACCCUUAAAAUGUAUAACAGGCGCAUGAGGACUAAGCGAGAGCUGGAGCCAAAGAAUGCAAAACACACCAUCCCCUCAAUUUUAGGACAAGACAGCAGAAACACUUCCCGGAACACUGCGGUGACAUUUGUCCCUGUAGACAUUCACAUGCCAAACAGAAGACCAUGAAGCAGCAGCAAGUGGAGGAAUAAUCAUCGAAAACUGAACUUGGCAGUCCCUUGAGGAACCUCCACUGGGAUUGGGAAUGCAGUGGCUCCCACUGGCCCACGUUUCAGUGAUCUGCUGGCCAUUUUUUUUUUUUUCUCAUAGUAGGCAAAAGAUUACCUUCAUGGGGCAACCACUUGUGAAAAUAAUUUGUAUAAACUUUCCAACAACUUGUUGGAAGGGGUGGUAAGAAGCACAACUACCAUAAUUCUUGGAACAAAUGAUGUCCUUCA